AUGCGGCAAGAGUCUAAACAAAGAAGAAUGAACAUGGAUUUUUCCCAAUUACAUACAUACACGCCGCCGCUGUGCGCUCCGGACAACACCGGCUAUACGUAUGCCCUGAGCUCCAGCUACUCAACGACAGCCCUAGAGUUUGAGAAAGAGCACCAGAUUGCUCCUGUGUACGAGUCCCCCAAGAUGUCUCGCAGGAGCCUGCGCCUGAAGAACAGUGCGGAGCAGCUGGGCAACAGCGAUGUGGUGGACUAUUCAUACAGCCAGAGCAGCAGCAGCUACAGCAGCAGCUCCAGGAAAGACACGCGAACCUCUCGAAGCAGAAAGCAGCAGUCUGCUUCCCGGUCAUUAUCCUUGAGUCAGGUUUCAACACCGAGAGUCGCCUUGUCAUUUUCAGCUUCCUCUGUUUUGGAUCAGUCUCAACUCAGACAGCGCAGUAUCAAAACUACCACCUCCACGGUGCAUGAGCACAGAGAAAGAGCCUCUGACCACACUAUCAGUGUCAAUGGCGGCUGCAGUGCCAAUUCCUCAAAAUCUCAUACAGCCGUUGCUAAUGGUUUCUUGUGUAAGGACUGUGUGCACCACCAGAGAAGUGGUGUACUCGCAACACAAACAUCUUCCUCCUCCUCUUAUCUACAAGAAGCCUCCACAGAUGUGCUCUCCUCCUCAUCCUCACCUCUCACCAGUAUAUACUACAGAGACAGAAGUCGGAGAAACAAAACUGGUGUUCUGCGGUCUGUAUCUAACACGUGUAUGAGCUACAGCAGACAAACCUUGGCGUCUGUCGUGUCUUUAGUUACACUAUUCUACAGCAGUCUUCUCUGGGUUGGAUCCCAAGCAAAGAGUCUGUCUGGAAAAGGGGCUUCGUCAUUUUCAAGCUCAGUAGGGAACGCUCUGUCAUCCAGUAUGUCCCAACUGCGGUUGUUAAAACAGUGCACUCUCCAUAGACUGAUGGGCAACUACAGGACAACGCAGAACCAUCAAGCACACUCAAGCUUUUGUGGCAGCUUGAAUGUGAAGGAUCUGGCAGCUGAAGAUGCAUCACACCUCAAGUUUAAUGGGUCUUUAUGUGAUGACUGUAAAGGAAAGCAGUAUUCAGAAACUCAUACCGUCCUGCUCUCACAAAGCUCCAGGCGCAGUAGUCUGCUGGGGGCAUUCUGGAGUGUACUCUCUUUCGCAGGCUCCUGCCUCAGUCAGCCUGGAUACUUUAUAGUAACUGCAACUAAAGCUUUAGCCUCAGGGGCUGGAACUGUAAUUCACAAGACGGCUUCUGUGUUGUGGCUCCUGCUGGCUGCUCCAGUAAAUGCAGGAAAAGGGCUUUUGUGGUUUCUUGCCUGUGGAUGGUAUCGCUUGGUUCAUCUAAUGUCUCUUCUGAAUGUGUUUUUUCUCACAAGCCUUCCUAAGCUCUGGAAGCUUCUUUUGCUGCUGUUAUUACUGUUUUUACUUCUCCUUGCCCUUUUCUUGUGGGGUCCGUCCACUGCAGCUCUCCUCGCCUACCUCCCAGCACUAAACCUCACAGAGUGGCGUCCAGCGUCUCCUUUAACUUUGCUGUCCAACAUGCGAAUGAACCAGAAGUCUGUGUCUGUCUCUGCUCCAGCCCCUGAGGCUCCAGUGGAAUACACCCCAGCCACUCCAGUGACACAGGCAACGGUGGUGCUUCCUCCAGCGGUCCUCUCUGCUGUGGAUUUGUCCCGUUUGGAGAAGGUGGAGCAGCAGCUGGCCCUGCUGUGGGAGCAGGUGAAGCAGGGUGACGUGAGGCAGGAGCAGCGGCACAGGGACAUUCUGGUUCUGUACAACAGCCUGAAGGAGCAGCUCCACACAGAGACCGACAGAGAGAGACUGGGACUGUGGGUGUCCUCAGUCCUGGAACAAAGGCUCGGAGUGCUGCAGGGAGAGCUGGACAAUGAUGGGGCACAGCGGGCAGAGAUGGCAGAACAGCAGAAGCAACAGCAGGAGAGUCAGGGAGUGCAACUGGCAGAGCUGGAACUGCUGCUUAAAGCUUUGGCUGCCAGAACUGAGGAGGUGCAACAAAAGCAGCUGCACUUUGAGUCCAGGAGCGAGGAAAGUGAAAAACAGGCUGUAGAUGCAGCCCCUGUCAGUGUGGGCGUGCAGCAGGAGGACCAUGACGCUCUCCUGGCUGAAGUGAAGAGGCUGGAGUCUGAACUGGGAAAAAUCCGAGCCGAUCUGCAAGGUGUGAUUGGAUGCAAGGGGAAGUGUGAGCAGCUGGACUCCUUACAAGAGACUCUUUCGGCUCAGGUCUCCUCUCAGAUCUCUUCCGAGGUGUCUGCUCAAGUGCGGAGAGAACUGCAGGCCCUUUUCUAUGGCAGCAGUAACAAGGGAGAGGUCCCCGAGUCACUGCUCCUCUGGCUGUCGCAGCACUACACCAGCACCCCAGACCUGAGGGCCGCUCUGGCAGAACUCGAACUCAACAUCCUCCGAAAUGUGUCGCUGCAGCUGGAGCUCAGCAAGGCUCAGACCAUGGGAGAGGUCCAGUCCCACACUCAGAGCAUCGUUCAGACCGUUUCAGGCACCGUCCACCACGCUGCCUCUGCUGAAGGGCUCUCUGAAGAGAAUGUUAAAGUGAUUGUUCAGAAUGCUUUGAAGCUCUUUUCUCAAGAUCGAACAGGCCUGGUGGACUUUGCCCUGGAAUCUGGAGGUGGCAGUAUCCUGAGCACCCGCUGCUCUGAGACCUAUGAGACCAAGACUGCCCUCAUGAGCUUGUUCGGUCUGCCUCUGUGGUACUUCUCCCAGUCUCCUCGCGUCGUCAUCCAGCCUGACGUGUACCCAGGGAAUUGCUGGGCAUUUAAAGGGUCUCAGGGCUACCUGGUGAUCCGUUUGUCUAUGAGAGUCCGGCCCACGUCUUUCUGUGUGGAGCACAUUCCGAAGACGCUAUCUCCAACUGGAAACAUCACCAGCGCUCCACGGAACUUCACUGUCUUUGGGUUGGACGAUGAGUAUCAAGAAGAAGGAACACUUCUGGGAAACUACAUUUACCAAGAAGAUGGAGACUCUCUGCAAACCUUUCCAGUCCAGGAGCCCAAUGAAAAGGCGUUCCAGAUCAUUGAGGUGCGUGUGCUGUCAAACUGGGGUCACCCAGAAUACACCUGCCUCUACCGGAUAAGAGUUCACGGAGAACCUCAGCCACAAUGA
Knipowitschia caucasica is the source of this 3147-nucleotide messenger RNA. The record is from the annotation of a GenBank genome assembly. Lineage: Eukaryota; Metazoa; Chordata; Actinopteri; Gobiiformes; Gobiidae.